UUGGGACUGUAUUUGAGUGGAUUACUUUCCCUUUGUAAAGUGGAAGCUGUGGAGAGUAAAGUACAGAAGCUGUUACAGAACGAGGAGAGGCAGCGGUGUGAGAUAAUGGCAUCCGGAUCAUCUCUACCAGAGGACAGGUUCUCCUGUCCCAUCUGCUGUGACAUCUUCAGGGAUCCUGUCGUCCUGGCAUGUGGCCACAGCUUCUGUGAAGUCUGUCAGCAGGAAUACUGGGCAGAUAAGAAACCUUGGAAAUGUCCAGUUUGUAGGAGAAGAUUUCCCGUAGCUAUGACUCAACCUCCUCGUAACUUGGCGUUAAAUGACGCGUGUGAGGCCUUCUUACAGGAGAGAAGGCAGAGAGCUUCCGCUGGGUCUGAGAUACAGGACGGGAGUCAGAGAGCUUCAUCUGGGUCUGAGAUUCAGGACGGGAGUCAGAGAGCUUCAUCUGGCUCUGAGAUACAGGACGGCAGUCAGAGAGCUUCAUCUGGGUCGGAGGUGCUCUGCAGUCUGCACGGUGAGAAAUUCAAACUCUUCUGUCUGAAGGACAAACAGCCCGUCUGCUUGGUGUGUCGAGAUUCAAAAGUACAUAAAUCUCACGACUGUGUCCCCGUAGACGAGGUUGUCCAGGACCUUAAGGAGGAACUCCACACCGCCCUGAAGCCUUUACAGAAGAACCUAGAGGUCUUUAACAACGUUAAACUAGCCUGUGAUAAAACAGCAGAACACAUGAAGAGUCAGGUCCAGCACACAGAGAAACAGAUUAGGAAAGAGUUUGAGAAGCUUCACCAGUUUCUACGAGAUGAAGAGGCAGCCAGGAUAGCUGCACUGAGGGAGGAAGAGGAGCAGAAGAGUCAGAUGAUGAGGAAGAAGAUUGAAGAGAUGAGCAGAAAGAUAUCAUACCUUUCAGAUGCAAUCAGAACCAUAGAGGAGGAGCUGAAAGAUGAAGACAUCUCAUUCCUGCAGAACUUCAGGACCACAAAGGAAAGAUCCCAGUACACACUGUUGGAUCCACAGCUGGUCUCAGGAGUUCUGAUAGACAAGGCCAAACACCUGGGCAACCUGCAGUUCAGAGUCUGGGAGAAGAUACUGGGGAUCCUCAAAUACACUCCUGUGAUUCUGGACCCAAACACUGCACAUCCCAGUCUCUCUCUGACUGAUGAUCUGACCAGUGUGAGAAGACCAGGCACGUCCCAGCAGUUCGUUAACAACCCAGAGCGAUUCAUGAGGUACACAAAUGUUCUUGGCUCCGAGGGGUUCAGCUCAGGAAUACACAGCUGGGAGCUGGAGGUGGGGGACCAUCCUGACUGGGUUUUGGGCGUGGCUAAAGAGUCCAUUGACAGGAAGCGGGAGCGUGAUGCGACACCAAAGAAUGGAAUGUGGUGUAUAUCGCAGCACGGUGGGAAGUACAUAGGGGGAGGAGGUGACAUCAUCGCUCUGAAGAGGAGACCCCAGAGGAUCAGAGUGCAGCUGGACUACAACAGAGGGGAGGUGUACUUCUACGACCCCAAAUACAUGACACCUAUCUACACUCUUAAAGUCAGAUCUACUGAGAGACUGUUCCCAUACUUUAAUAUUGGGAAUGUGGCUAAUGGCAACAACCCUGGUAUUCAGAUCUGCCAAUCCAAAGUGUCUCUGAAAGUGAAGUAAUCCCUGUGUGUGUGUGUGUGUGUGUGUGUGUGUGUGUGUGUGUGUGUGUGUGUGUGUGUGUGUGUGUGUAAAACAUGUGUCAGUUCAGUGGACAUUAUCAGGAGGUCAUUUUGGGGGUUAAGAUAAUACACACAUAAUUUUUACAAACUUCAGGACUGAAAUAUCCCUACGCUAUGUACUUCCCUUUGAAUUAAGGAUCAAUAAGAAUACAUUGUUUAAGAAUCAAUUAAAAAUACAUUCUAUAAGAAUAAAUUAAUAAUACAUUCUAUAAGAAUCAAUUAAUAAUCAAUUGUUUAAGAAUCAAUUAAGAAUCAAUUGUUUAAGAAUCAAUUAAUAAUACAUUCUAUAAGAAUCAAUUAAGAAUACAUUCUAUAAGAAUCAAUUAAGAAUACAUUCUAUAAGAAUCAAUUAAGAAUACAUUGUUUAAGAAUCAAUUAAAAUACAUUCUAUAAGAAUCAAUUAAGAAUACAUUGUUUAAGAAUCAAUUCAAAUACAUUCUAUAAGAAUCAAUUAAGAAUACAUUCUAUAAGAAUCAAUUAAGAAUACAUUGUUUAAGAAUCAAUUCAAAUACAUUCUAUAAGAAUCAAUUAAGAAUACAUUGUUUAAGAAUCAAUUCAAAUACAUUCUAUAAGAAUCAAUUAAGAAUACAUUCUAUAAGAAUCAAUUAAGAAUACAUUCUAUAAGAAUCAAUUAAGAAUACAUUCUAUAAGAAUCAAUUAUCAAGGGUGAAUCAUGGUUGUUAUUCUUACAAGAGGAGUGUGCUGUAUUGGGAAAAUCUCCCCAUAAGAAAAGUUAGUUGUUUCAAAUGCAAUGCAUUUUGUUAUGUGAAAAACUGUAUAUUUUUUCUGAUUAAAAAUAAACUUACUGUAAAACUGUCUAAUCUCAUGUGGUGACUACUUCGUGAUCUGAAUAAGAGUUCUGUCAGAUCAGGCUGACCUUAGCUGUCAGUAGUGUUGACCUGUCAGUAGUGUUGACCUGUCAGUAGUGUUGACCUGUCAGUAGUGUUAGACCUGUCAGUAGUGUUGACCUGUCAGUAGUGUUGACCUGUCAGUAGUGUUGACCUGUCAGUAGUGUUAGACCUGUCAGUAGUGUUGACCUGUCAGUAGUGUUGACCUGUCAGUAGUGUUGACC
This is a messenger RNA of Oncorhynchus mykiss (rainbow trout), 2775 nucleotides long. Its product is annotated as zinc-binding protein A33. Lineage: Eukaryota; Metazoa; Chordata; Actinopteri; Salmoniformes; Salmonidae. The record is from RefSeq and is a predicted model, not a curated record. Gene Ontology annotation, molecular function: protein binding; zinc ion binding.